Molecule: messenger RNA, 1173 nt
Organism: Lepisosteus oculatus (spotted gar)
Lineage: Eukaryota; Metazoa; Chordata; Actinopteri; Semionotiformes; Lepisosteidae
Gene: and3
Product: actinodin3
Source: RefSeq, a predicted model, not a curated record
UUGACAGGAGGAGCUGUAUUUAGCUCACCUGCGGCUCUACCUGCCAGAAUACAGUUAGCGGCGCGAGGCCAGGAGCUGCUGAAGAUGAUGGCUCAGAUAUUCCUGGCGGGGGCACUGUGCUGCACCACAUUGCUUCCAGGGCUGCUGGAAGCCACGUCGCUGAUGAAGAUCAUUAAGCCUGAAGGGGAGCAGGCUCAGACGGUCAGCGCUGUGACGAUCGACCCAGCCAAGGCCCACGACUUCCUGUCCUCUCGCUCCCGGCCCAAACGCAACGCCGAUAAGUGGCACCGCAACAGUCCGGACUUCCAGGCCUACUACAAAUACUACAACAGCAUCGGCCACACUGAAGGGCUCUAUGAGAUUGACCGGAUCAGGAUGCUGUACCAGCAGAUGCGUCACCUCGAGCAGGUCCACGGCUCUAAUGCCCCCUAUUACCAGUACACUCUGGGCCUGGCGCCCACCAAGUGUGACCCGAGCAAGGACAAGAAGUGCAAGACCACCCUGCCCCCCCCUCCCCCUCCCACCACCCCUGCGCCUCCUGCCCCACUGCAGCAGACCCUGAUCCGCUACCUCUGUGACCCCCGGGACCACACCUGCCAGCCCCACAUCGUCUACAUGACCCUGGGCUCCAGCCCUUUUCCCUGUGACCCUCGCUACGACCCUGCCUGCCAGACCCCCCAAACCGAGGAGCCCCCCAAAACCGAGGAGCCCCCUCCACCCCCUCCGCCCCCAGCUCCGAAAAAAUCAGUUCCCCUUCCUCCUCCUCCUCCCCCUCCCCCAAGACCUUACAAAGCCAUGGAGUACGACUGCGACCCCUACUGGGACCCCGACUGCCUGAGAGAGGUGCCCCACAUGCUCACCAAAGGGAAGUCCCACCCCCAGGUGCCUGAGCCCCCCCCUGUGGAGGAAGAGGAGGAGGAGGAGGAGGAAGAGGAAGAGCCUGCUCCGCCCCAGCCUCAGAAGAAGGUUAAGAUGCCUUUGCCCUAUCCCUACUAUGUCCAUGGGCAGUACUACAACUACAACCCCUAUGACCCCUACACCUACACCCAUCACACUCCAGACAGCCAGUGAAGACCCUGGCUUACACUCUUAGAGGCUGGGGGCAAUUAAAACAUCCUGCCCCCACCAGUAAGCCCCAACCCCUUCCCUCCUGCCCCAAUCCCUCCAUCUCCA